AUGAAGAAUACAUACAUGCAUCUGAGAUUAUCAGAUCUCGAGUCAAAGCAAGUCAUAAAAUCGAUCCCCUCCUCGAUCGACGCCAUGGGUUCAUAUGAUUAUCCGCUCACCUUGGAAAUUUUAGGAAGAAGCUUAAGUACUGUGCAUUUAUUGAGAGAGAGCGUCCUGUGGAAUCACUCAUCAAGAGAUUAUACUAUUCUCACCGGAAUGUACAAGAAAGGUCAUACGGGUCCAAACCCAGGCGUGGGCCAGCUCGAGAGAACAGGCCCAGCUGGUUUUCUUUCUUCGAUGCGACAUCAACCGUUGCAUUAUUCUGCCUGGCACCGUGCUAGUCCCGCAAAUCAUUACUUUGACUCCGUCUUUGCUGAUCGUGAAACCGCACCUGUUCUUCGUCCCGUCGCCGUCCUUUCCAGGCCAGGGAAUGAAGUCGCAAUCUUCAGUGCUAUGUUCUUUAACUGUCUCAAUUAUGGAUUUGAGACCGGGGACAGGGGGGGAGAUUUCGCUGGCAUAGCAUUCUGGAAUUCGGAGUUCUCUGAGAUGAGAGAAGGGGUCUACUCCGGGGAUAGGCCCAGCGAGAAUGAGAAGAGGUUGCGCAAGCAAAGCCAGAGAAAGGAAAAGUGUUAUGUGCAUUUAUGA
Morchella sextelata is the source of this 636-nucleotide messenger RNA. RefSeq lists its product as uncharacterized. The transcript has 7 exons. Bases 1 to 636 code for a protein of 211 amino acids. Lineage: Eukaryota; Fungi; Ascomycota; Pezizomycetes; Pezizales; Morchellaceae. The record is from RefSeq and is a predicted model, not a curated record.